AUGGGGCCAUUACGAGAAAUAGUAGACUUAAAACGUAAAAAUUUAGAUCUAGCUAAAGAAUUUCAACCUUUUGUUCCGAAAGAAGGCAAUUUAAAAUAUGUCAAUCCAACUAAUUACAAAGAUUUUUUAAUAUGUAUUGUUCAGGCUGAUGGUAUUAAUCUUAAAAAUAAAUUAGAUAAAUGUCUUGCAAUUUCUUUAAGAGUUGACAGAUCUGUAGAUCGAACUCAGUAGAUAAGAGUAGUAAAUAACAUCUAGACAGAGUAGAUAACAUUCACAUAUUAGUUAAAAUAAUUACUAAAAAUGGUGAUCCAGAAAUGUCAUUUGUUGGUUUUGAAAAACCAGAAAUUAAAGGUGCAAUAGGACAUUUUAAUGCAAUUAAAAUUGCAUUGUGUAAAUUAUUUUAAUGGGAUAAAAUACUAACCAAGAUUUCUUCCUUUGUCACAGAUGGUGCUAAUGUUAAUAUUGGACAUAAAACAAGUCUUUGGGCGUUAUUUGAAAAAAACAGAAACGAUAAAUCUAUUGAAACUCCUUUUUUAAAAAUGUGGUGUGCUGUCUACCAACUAUUCUGCUUUAGCUUGGGAACCACUAACUACAAAUGUUAUUGAAUUUAAAAAAUGUAUACAACUAUGUUCAUCAAUAUCAAAUUAUUUUCAUCAAUCUGGAAUAAGAACAAGAUAACUAAAAUUGCUGAUGAAGAUAAUAUAAAUAUACUAAAUCGUCCAAAAUACUUUGAAGUAAGGUGGACAGAGUUCAUGUAUGAUUUAUUAAUUUUUGUAUUGAGAAAUUGGAGAAUUUUGUUGAAAUAUUUCAAAUUGAAAAUACCUAAAGACAAAAAUAAUACAGCAGCUGGAUUUUACGAAAUGUUAACUAAUGUAAAAAACUUAAAAUUAUUGUGCUUUAUGGUAGAUUUUAGUUACUUGCAUUCAAGAUUUCAAAAAUAAAUACAAUCUGAUGAUAUCUCUAUUUUUGACUUUGAAGAUAAAAGAAAUACAUUAAUUAAAAUGAUUGAAAAUUUAAAGUUAUCUGUAUAUACAGGUGGCUGGAAGAAUUAAUUGAAAAACAAUUAGUUUAUUCAAAUACAGAAGAUUCGGUGCAAAUAAUUACCUUGCAUAAUAUUGAGUUACAAGAUAAAAUGUUGCAAACCAGAAAGAAAAUAAUUCAUAAUUUGCAUGUAUCUGAUAGUCAUUCUUUUAAAGUUAUUUGUCAUGAUGCGAUUCAACAAAUUUUGACUUGCAUCAAUAAGCAUUUAGAUACUUCUGCAUUAUUAGAGUUAAAACCCUUAAGACAGUUUAGUGAAUUUGUUACUGCUGAUGAACUUAAAAAUUGUCAUAGAUUAAUUUACCCAGAUUAUUAGUUAAUAGAUUUUGUUGCAUCAUAUCAAGAGGCUUACGCAGUUGAAGAACUUAGAAACCAUAUUUCAAUAAAUAUUUUAAAAAUUGCGUUAAAAAUUAAACCUGGAAGUCACUAAGUACUUCAUUGGUAUGUAAUUAAUUUUAUUUUGUACAAUUUAAUAAUUUGAGCCCAACAUUUUUAUUAUUUUUAUUGUUACAGGCCAGAAUAUUUGCGCACUAAACCUCAUUCUGCAGAUGUAGAACGGUUAACUUCAUGUUGUAACAUUAUGAAAACCUUAAGAAGAAGUUCUUUAACAUCAGAAACUAUAAAAGAUUCUCUUUAUAUUCAAAUUAAUAAGGUUACUGUCAAUAAUUUCAAUUCACAACCAGCUGUAUUAAUUUGA
Messenger RNA from Cinara cedri, 1735 nucleotides. The record is from the annotation of a GenBank genome assembly. NCBI's taxonomy places the organism in Eukaryota, Metazoa, Arthropoda, Insecta, Hemiptera, Aphididae.